This is a messenger RNA of Vicia villosa (hairy vetch), 1342 nucleotides long. Its product is annotated as myb family transcription factor PHL11-like. Bases 276 to 1082 code for a protein of 268 amino acids. The transcript is spliced from 6 exons. Gene Ontology annotation, molecular function: DNA-binding transcription factor activity; DNA binding. NCBI's taxonomy places the organism in Eukaryota, Viridiplantae, Streptophyta, Magnoliopsida, Fabales, Fabaceae. The record is from RefSeq and is a predicted model, not a curated record.
GACGCUUUUGUAUUUGUUGCUUCUUACUCCAUUGAGCCAUUUUUCUAUAUUAUUUAUAUUUCACAACUCCAAUCUUAUGUUUUCUUUUAAUCAAUAAUGUUCUGUUCUUCUGACUCGUUUGGUUUGUAAUCCAAUUCCAAUAGGUUAUGAUUACUCAUCAGAGUCAGGUUUUUGUCUUGUGAAACUAUAGAUUCUUCCAUUUUUAAUACAAAAAUCAUAUUGACACUUGAAUUGAAGAUUUUCUUUUAUUGGCUACAAAAGAAGGAAGAGGGUAUAUGAUGGAGAGUGGUGAGAGAGGAGGAGAAGGUUAUGAUGGAGUGAUGAUGACGAUGACACGAGACCCGAAGCCGAGGCUGAGGUGGACAGCUGAUCUUCACGACCGGUUUGUCGAUGCUGUCACAAAGCUUGGUGGUCCUGAUAAGGCAACUCCAAAGGCUGUUCUAAGGUUAAUGGGCUUAAAAGGAUUGACAUUAUAUCAUUUGAAGAGCCAUUUACAGAAGUAUAGACUUGGACAAAAUGGUCGGAAACAAUAUGAAGAACAAUACAAAGAGAAUAACAGGUGUUCCUAUGUAAAUUUCAGUAACCAUUCUUCACAGACUAAUGCCAGUUAUGGAGGUGAUAACGAAGAGGGGGAAAUCCCAAUAGCUGAGGCACUUAAGCAACAAAUUGAAGUUCAAAAGGGAUUAGAAGAGCAAUUUGAGGUAAACAAGAAAUUGCAAAUGAGAAUAGAGGCACAAGAGAAGUAUUUUCAGGCAGUGUUAGAGAAAGCACAAACAAGUCUUUCACAAGUUGGACAAAGCAAUCUUGAAUUCAACUCAGCUUUAUCAAAUUUCAUGGAAAAUAUGAACAAAGAUAGUAAAGAAAACAUAAUAGACAUGAAUGAGUUUUAUAAUAAGAAUCAUACUUCAGUUUUCAAUUAUCAAGAAGUACUAGGAACAGAAGAAAAUAAAGAACUAAAGCCUCAAGUUGUAGGGGAUUCAAUUCAGCUAGACUUAAACAUCAAAGGUGGCAAUGAACUUUUAUGUGUAGAUGGAGCUGAAAUGGAAUCCAAGAUGGUUUCAUAUAGGGUAUUCCAAUUUUGAAUUAUCAUAUGCUUAACCAUUAAUUUUGAAUAUUCUACUUCCCCUCCAUAUAUUCCAUAAUUCUCACCCUUUGUCUUGUUGGAUAAAGUUGUAUAUUAGGAUUAACAUAAAUCAUAAAAUGUUCAUGAUUUCUCUCAUAUAGUUCUAGUCUAAGUUUCUAUCUUAGACAAGCUAUAUGCAUAUUUGAUUUUUAUAAAUUUUAAUUUUCUAUCUUUGUGUACACCAUAUAAAUCAUAAUUGAUUUUUAUAUUUCCCAAGCA